Molecule: messenger RNA, 1354 nt
Organism: Lepus europaeus (European hare)
Lineage: Eukaryota; Metazoa; Chordata; Mammalia; Lagomorpha; Leporidae
Product: prostaglandin-E(2) 9-reductase-like
Exons: 9
Coding region: 176-1144 (322 amino acids)
Biological process (GO): doxorubicin metabolic process; daunorubicin metabolic process; progesterone metabolic process
Cellular component (GO): cytosol
Molecular function (GO): aldose reductase (NADPH) activity; bile acid binding; androsterone dehydrogenase [NAD(P)+] activity
Source: RefSeq, a predicted model, not a curated record
AUGUAAACUGACUCUAAUUCUGUUCUAUUUUGUGGAAUAUUGCUUUAAACUUGCUCCUCCUACAUGUCAUUGCUUAACCUCUGGAUAGGUACUUGGGACAUUUCCUGCUUGUUGUUCAUAUAAUCUGUGAAGACAGAAGAGAGGACGAGCAUUUGUUUGAUUAGAGUAACAGGUUAUGGAUCUCAAACAUCACUAUCUGGAACUAAAUGAUGGUCAUUUCAUUCCCAUUCUGGGAUUUGGCACCUAUGCACCCAAAGAGGUUCCUAAGAGUAUGGCUACAGAAGCCACUAAAUUAGCAAUAGAAGCUGGCUUUCGUCAUAUUGACUCUGCAUAUUUGUACCAGAAUGAAAAGGAGAUUGGACUGGCCAUCCAAAGUAAGAUUGCAGAUGGCACUGUGAAGAGGGAAGAUAUAUUUUAUACUUCAAAGCUUUGGUGUACUUUCCAUCUACCAGAGAUGGUCCAACCAACCUUGGAAAGGUGCCUGAAAGAAGUACAGUUGGACUAUGUUGACCUAUAUCUUAUUCAUUUCCCAACACCUUUGAAGCCAGGAGAGAAGAUUAUACCAUAUGAUAAACAUGGAAACCUGUUAUAUGACACAGUGGAUAUUUGUGACACCUGGGAGGCUAUGGAAAAGUGCAAGGAUGCAGGACUGGCCAAGUCCAUCGGGGUGUCCAAUUUCAACCGCAGGCAGUUGGAAAUGAUUCUGAACAAGCCAGGGCUCAAGUACAAGCCUGUCUGCAACCAGGUGGAAUGUCAUCCUUAUCUCAACCAGAGCAAAAUGUUGAAUUUCUGCAAAUCAAAUAAUAUAGCUCUUGUGGCCUAUUUUGCUUUGGGAGCCCAACGAGAUACAUGGAUGGACCAGAGUGCUCCAGUUCUCCUGGAAGAUCCAGUUCUUUGUGCCUUGGCAAAAAAGUAUAAGCGAUCUCCAGCCCAGAUUGCCCUUCGCUACCAGCUACAGCGUGGAGUUGUCGUCUUGGCCAAGAGUUUCAACGAGAAGCGAAUCAAAGAGAACAUUCAGGUUUUUGAUUUCCAGUUGACUUCAGAGGACAUGAAAACCAUAGAUGGCCUAAACAGAAAUUUUCGAUACAAUGCUGCUUCUUAUUUUGAUGGACACCCAAACCAUCCAUUUUCUGAUGAAUAUUAACCUGGAAGUGUUCAUCCUGACUUUGACCAGGAGCCCUUGGGUGUGAAUCACGACAUGGGAGAUGUCUCAGAUGCUGGUGACUGGACACAUAAUUUCUAGAUAAUCUAUGCUGCCUAGCAACUCAAAUUCAGAUAUUCAAGGGCAAGAAGAAAAAACACUAUAUUUUAGUCACUUUCUGAGAAAUAAAAUAACAUUGUUUUCUGUAAAGAA